Lycium barbarum (goji berry) is the source of this 618-nucleotide messenger RNA. RefSeq lists its product as uncharacterized. Gene Ontology annotation, molecular function: protein kinase activity; ATP binding. The record is from RefSeq and is a predicted model, not a curated record. The transcript has a single exon. The coding region runs from base 1 to 618 and encodes 205 amino acids. Gene Ontology annotation, biological process: spliceosomal complex assembly; protein phosphorylation; regulation of mRNA processing. Lineage: Eukaryota; Viridiplantae; Streptophyta; Magnoliopsida; Solanales; Solanaceae.
AUGGUUAAAGAACUUUGUUUCCAUGUUCUAGUGGGUUUGGAUUAUUUGCAUAGACAGCUUUCCAUCAUACACACUGAUCUGAAACCUGAAAACAUGCUACUCUGUUCCACAAUCGAGCCGUCUAAAGAUCCCAGAAAAUCAGGAGCACCUCUUAUUCUUCCUAGUGAUAUGGACAUGGCUUCACUUGAGUUCGGGACUGUGAAGAACCGUGUAAAGUUCUACGGGAAUUUAACUAAUAACCAAAAGAAGAAGAUCAGAAAAAAGCCCAAAGAAGAUGCUCAAGUUUUUGCCAAUGUUAAUAGAUUGUCUAGCGCUGGUGCUGCAACAGCCAGUGGGAAAGAACACGUGGCUCCUACGAGAGGAAGCGGUUCUAGAAGGAGGAAGACAUUGGAGUCUGUUGACCUAAAGUGCAAAUUGGUUGAUUUUGGGAAUGCGUGUUGGACAUACAAACAGUUCACGGAUAAUAUUCAGACGAGGCAGUAUAGGUGCCCUGAAGUUAUCGUUGGGUCUAAAUAUUCAACCUCAGCAGAUCUUUGGUCCUUUGCUUGCAUUUGCUUUGAGCUUGCGACUGGUGAUGCGUUGUUUGAUCCUCACAGUGGUGACAACUUCGACAGAUGA